GCAGUCACAAUGUGCGAAAACCGGUAAGAAAAUCGGGUUUGCGAUGUCACGCGAUCUAAUUAGGAUUGCAUUACACCCCGCGAACGCGUGUUAAGAACAGCGACUUGGCCUGACAUCCAUUCCUUGAUUACCUGAACUUCAAAAUAGCUAUCAGUCCCGGAAUACAUUGCUUGGAUAAUCUGUGUUUUAAGGGGAAUUCACUUCGUGUUGCUUUGCAAAGAAACCAAAGUGCAGAACCGGUUUCACCGGUAUUAUCACAAUAUCCAAUAAAAUAGAAGUAACGCAGAAAAAGAAGGGGGCAUUGUCAUAAGUUAUUAUAGAAAGUGCGUCAUUAAAAGAGAUCGAUCGAUUGUUGGUAUCGAGAUAUUAACCAGCGAAGAAUAUGCGUCCAAAACCAGCAGAAUCCGUGGUACUAUUGGAUCCUUCACAGAUCUAUAGACCUGAAGAGGAGUACAGUGAAUAUAAUGAGUUCAUCAUAUCCAGGACUGAUAAGACAGUGAAAGAUUUUCGCAAUUAUGAUGUCAACCUUCAAACUGACAAAGUUCAUUUGACAUACAGAAUGAUGCAUGAAAAUCAAACCAUGGAUUUUGUCAAGGAAAAGAAAGAGAGUUGGUGUUGUCUAGACAAGUUUAAAAUGACAAUCAUGGAAGCUGUGCACAUGUUGGAUGCUUUGGUGGAUGAAAGUGACCCAGACACAGACUUACCCAAUUCAGUACAUGCCUUUCAAACUGCAGAGCGUAUCCGUGUUGCCCAUCCAGACAAGGACUGGUUUCACUUGAUUGGCCUUCUACAUGACCUGGGAAAAGUUAUGGCCUUAUGGGGAGAGCCUCAGUACUGUGUUGUUGGAGAUACUUUUCCUCUUGGCUGCAAAUUUUCAGAAAACAUAGUCUUCCCUGAGACAUUCACAAACAAUCCAGAUACAAAAGUUGCAGAGUAUAGCUCAAAAUAUGGUAUUUAUGAACCAAACUGUGGUCUGGACAACAUCACAAUGUCUUGGGGACAUGAUGAGUACAUGUACCAGGUCUUAACUGGAAACAACUGCAAGCUUCCUAAAGAGGGACUGUAUAUGAUAAGGUAUCAUUCAUUCUAUCCUUGGCAUUGCAAUGGAGAUUAUAAUUACCUUUGUAAUGAGGAAGAUAGGGAAAUGUUAAAAUGGGUGAAAGAAUUCAACAAAUUUGACCUGUACUCAAAGUCUGAUGCUGUACCAGAUGUGGAGGCUGUAACGCCAUACUAUGAGGAAUUGAUAGCCAAAUACUGCCCAGGGCAGCUUUCCUGGUGAAUAGGACAUGCCUGAUACACAAUAGUCAGCUAAAAGCUGUAAUUUUAAAAGCAAUGCGUUAUUUAAAUAAUUAACGAUUUUCUUGAAAUCUCAAAAUAAAUAGGUCUGUCAAGUGUGUACCAGAAAUAUCAACUAAAAUUAAUUUGUCUGGGUAGUCCUACAAUAAUAAGGCUUAAAGAAGGAGAAUUUUCAACCAUAGAAAAAAGACUUGCACAAUAAUCUGGAAAGUCAUUAAAAAUCAGGCAGUAAUUGUUAAAUCAAUGAGUAAUGACUUGUGGACAGAGCAACAUAUUGUAUAUGUUUAAGAUAUUUUUAUACUUUGUUGCUCCAGGCUUUUUUCAAUUUUUGCAGGAGUAAGUGAAUGUGUGUGUGUGUGUGUGUGUGUGUGUGUGUGUGUGUGUGUGCAUGUGUGUGUGAUUAUAGUUUAGAUAAUCUCAUGUAUCAGAGGUAGAAGUACAGUUUAGAGGCUUUUGAAGUUCGGUAUAAUGACAGUUCUGUGGUCUUCUGAACCCUUUUUUUUUUUUCAUGUAGCCCCUUUUGCACCAUUUUUCAUUUUUGUAAACCUUGUAAAGAUGUAGGCUUUUUUUCAAUAAAGAAUUUCUGUUUAGAAAAAUUAA
Molecule: messenger RNA, 1896 nt
Organism: Stylophora pistillata
Lineage: Eukaryota; Metazoa; Cnidaria; Anthozoa; Scleractinia; Pocilloporidae
Product: inositol oxygenase
Biological process (GO): inositol catabolic process
Cellular component (GO): cytoplasm
Molecular function (GO): iron ion binding; inositol oxygenase activity
Source: RefSeq, a predicted model, not a curated record